AUGUGUUUAAAGUCACACAUUGAAUUUAUUGUGAGUUGCUAAGGAAACAGGCGGUGUUUAUUUACGCGUCACGGCUUUAAAACAAUUCGUAAAAAUGUCGAUUUUCGUGAAAAAAAUUGACUGGUCUCAAACUCAAGCAGAAAUACUUUUGAAAAUUUCAAUUACCGGAAAGAAGAUAUCAAUUGAUGAUGUGGUUUUAGAUGAUAAAUUUCUGAAAAUAAGUGUUCACCCAUAUUUUUAUGAACUGUUCUUCGAACAUCCGAUUUGCGUUGAGCAAAGCUCCUGUAAGAUCUUGGAGUCAAACAUAAAAUUUCGUUUGAAAAAAGAGGCUGAAGAGUGGUGGUCUAGCCUUGGGAAAACUGCAAAAUCAGCCACCAAUCUGAGUAGUAAUGAUGCAACCAUACCGAACGAAAGAAAAAGAGAGAUCUUGGGUGAAUACGAAAAACGUGUACAGGAACGGCAUACACUCAAGCACAAGGAAACGUCAAACUUGAAAAGGAAUGUGAUCGAACGGGAGAUUGAACGAGAAAGUCGGAUUCGACAACGAAUUGAUGAAACAGAAUCAGCUUUGAACACCAUCCAACUUUCGAAGAGUGAAGAUUCUGAUGAGCCGAUUGAACGCACAUCUGUGCCCGAUCUGCGUCAAAUUUCCAAACAAUCUGUAAGACAUGAUUUACCCCCGAUUCGUUCAUGUGGUAAAAUCAAUGUGAACCUCAGCUCUAGAGAGUUUGUGACGCCAAUUCGGGAGUCUCGUUUACACGCUGAACGAGAAUGGUGUGCAAAGCAACAUGAAAUUAUGGUGAAUCGCAUAGGAUUCAGCGAUGAGGAUCUAAAUUCAGAUGAACGAGACGUAUUUUGGGUGCUCAAAAAGGGACAUGACUUUUUGGAAAAGAAAAACUAUUUAGCGGCCGUAUCUGCAUUCACUUUUGGAUUGAGAAUGUCGAAUAAUUUGCCCGAAUUAUUUUUCGGUCGAGCAAGGGCGCAGUAUGCUCUUCACAAUUAUAAACGUUGCGCUGAAGACUGUUCCGAUGCCCUCGAAAAGUACAAACCGGCAGUUCAAGAAAAUUUAUUGAGCCGCAUCCACUCCUUCUGGUUGCGAGGUAAAUCCUUGAUAGCAUUGGGGCUUAAAGAGCAUGGCGAACGUGAAAUUCAAAUGGCAGUACAACUUGAUCCGUCCAAAUUCGAAGAGAAUGAAAGCCGUUUCAUGGUUGAUACGUAAAAAAUGGAAGAUAUUUUCAUUUAAGAUUCCUACAGAGAUGUUAAAAUUUAUUUCAACAUAAAAAUAAAACAUCUCAAAAUUAUUAUUGCGGAUACAACUGUUUUAUUUCAUUAUCAUCAUUCCUGGAGAUCAUAUCAA
Messenger RNA from Sitodiplosis mosellana (orange wheat blossom midge), 1357 nucleotides. Its product is annotated as dynein axonemal assembly factor 4-like. The coding region runs from base 95 to 1219 and encodes 374 amino acids. Gene Ontology annotation, biological process: cilium movement; inner dynein arm assembly; outer dynein arm assembly. NCBI's taxonomy places the organism in Eukaryota, Metazoa, Arthropoda, Insecta, Diptera, Cecidomyiidae. Gene Ontology annotation, molecular function: protein binding. The transcript has 3 exons. The record is from RefSeq and is a predicted model, not a curated record.